UAAACCCCCAUGAUUCUUCCUGUCCACACUCACAUGUUGAGAUCAAUGAAUCAGCCUCCCUCUUCUGCCCUUUCUCUCCACACACACACACCUUGUCAUUUUCUCUCCCUGCAACCAAAAUUUCACUUCAUAGAGUAUAAAUGCAGACCUAUACAUCAUCAAGAUUCUCCACCACAAUAGUAGUAGUUCAAAGGCCUCUCUUUUAUACCACUUGAUCAUCAUCUCCCCUCAACCACCACCAUCUCAUUGGGAGUUUAGACAUAUCACAUCAUCAUCAUCAACAACAACAACAACAACAACAACAACAAUGGAAGAGAUCAAAGAAGCCAUGUUUGAGAAACCAUUAACUCCAAGUGAUGUAGGGAAGCUCAACAGGCUAGUGAUUCCAAAACAACAUGCAGAGAAAUACUUCCCACUUGCUAACAAUGAUUCCUCAGCUGAGGAAAAGGGUUUGUUGUUGAACUUUGAGGAUGAGCUUGGCAAGCCAUGGAGGUUUAGGUACUCUUACUGGACAAGCAGUCAGAGCUAUGUACUUACUAAGGGAUGGAGUCGGUAUGUUAAAGAGAAGAAACUCGAUGCCGGAGAUGUUGUGCUCUUUGAGCGCACCGUCGCCGGUGACCGUUUCUUUAUCGGUUGGCGACGAAGACGUACUUCACCGGAUAAUAUUAUUUCACGUGCAUGGACUCAUGAUACUUCUCCUUAUUUCUUUCAAAGAGUGCCGAAGAGAUUGAGAUUGUUUGGAGUGAACUUAGAGUGCAUGCCGGAGCAGCAAACGGAGCCGGAGAUGAUUCACAGUUCAGCAUGCUUCAUGAGAGAGAAUCCUCACUUGUGAAGCAAGAAUGAAAAAUUAAGGUUAAAAUAAUAAUAAUAAUAAUAAAUUUAAAA
This is a messenger RNA of Dioscorea cayenensis subsp. rotundata (Guinea yam), 885 nucleotides long. RefSeq names its product B3 domain-containing protein At2g36080-like. The record is from RefSeq and is a predicted model, not a curated record. Gene Ontology annotation, molecular function: DNA-binding transcription factor activity; DNA binding. Bases 308 to 832 code for a protein of 174 amino acids. The transcript has 2 exons. NCBI's taxonomy places the organism in Eukaryota, Viridiplantae, Streptophyta, Magnoliopsida, Dioscoreales, Dioscoreaceae.